Aegilops tauschii subsp. strangulata is the source of this 833-nucleotide messenger RNA. RefSeq lists its product as uncharacterized. Lineage: Eukaryota; Viridiplantae; Streptophyta; Magnoliopsida; Poales; Poaceae. The record is from RefSeq and is a predicted model, not a curated record. Gene Ontology annotation, molecular function: polysaccharide binding.
GCUCAGACCAGCCGUAUUCUCUCAUAUAUACCUGUAGCCAAUCCCCCUUUGCUGUUUCACUGCAAUCUUUUCAAGUCUUCUGCUCGUAUGGCUCCGGGAUGUUGGUUCUUCGGGGCCCUGUGGCUACCACUUAUGCUCACGGUGGCUGCGGCCGAGGAACAAGUGGAAGCCUGCUCGGGCUCGGCCAAGGAGUGCGGCAACCUCACCAUCUCCCACCCGUUCUGGCUCAGUGACCGGGAGACUGGAAAAUCAUGUGGCUUGCCGGACUUCGAGGUCUUUUGCUCUGACAGUAGUACUCCAAUCCUAUUGAGCUCUGUAGCCGUCAGCUAUGGCUUUGAAAUCAUCCACAUCUUUUACGAUGAAGAGAGGCUGCACGUAGUUGAUGUAGGCAAGCUGAAACUACUGCAUGCCCCCAACAGCUGCUCACUACCGGUCUGGAACACCACCGUCAAACUGGGGCUCCAGUUCAGGAUCGCCCCCGUCAGCCUGAACCUCGUACUGUACAAUUGCACGGAGGAGGCCGGAGCAGCGGCUCUGGCUCGUCGGGACGCAGAGCUGGUUCCGACGACCAGGAGGUGUGGAAACCGGAGCAUGGUGUACGCCGGCGCGGGAGGGCGUUACAACGGGACGAGCGGCUACGGCGGCUAUGAGGGCUGCAACGCUGCCGUCAUGCCUGUGCGGGGCUCGCCGGCAGGCAAGGUGAACGCGAGCGACUACGGGCAGCUCAUCAACGAUGGGUUCAUCUUGACAUGGGAGCUCCCCCCUCCACGUAAGUUCACCAGUCAAAUCAUGUCCUUAAUCCACUUCCUUCCUAGCUAGCUAGCUAGCUACCC